GGUAAGGGUGCUCCGUGCUCCUCAGGGGUCCCGCCUGAGAGAUCCAUCCACAGCUCAGGGAUGUACAAGCUGGAGAUUGAGCUGAAGAGAGGAAACAAUCUGGCCGUCCGAGACAGAGGAGGCAGCAGUGAUCCCUAUGUGAAGUUCAAGCUCGCUGGUAAAGAGGUGUUCAGAAGCAAAACCAUCCACAAAAACCUGAACCCAGUGUGGGAGGAGAAAACGACUCUAGUAGUGGAUUGUCUGAGUGAACCUCUGUAUGUGAAGGUGUUUGACUAUGACUUUGGCCUUCAAGAUGACUUCAUGGGUUCUGCUUACCUCUACCUGGAGUCUCUAGAGCAGCAGAGGAUGAUACCUGUAACGCUGGCACUGAAGGACCCUCACCACCCUGAUCAGGACCUGGGCACCCUGGAGCUGGCCGUCACCCUGACCCCGAAAGACAGUCCCGUAGAGGAGCGACGAGACUCAACGACUAUGCUGCUCAGGAGGUCCUGGAAACGAUCCACUAAGCAGCAGUCAGUGCGUCUCUCAGAGCUGCAUCGGAAAUCCCAGCUCUGGAGAGGGAUCGUCAGCAUCGCGCUGAUCGAAGGCCGGAACCUGAUUCCCAUGGACCCCAACGGUCUGAGCGACCCAUACGUCAAGUUCAGACUGGGACCCCAGAAGUACAGGAGCAAGACAGUGCCAAAGACCCUGAAUCCACAGUGGAGGGAACAGUUUGACCUUCAUCUGUACGAAGAGACAGGAGGAGUGUUGGAGAUCACAGUGUGGGACAGAGACACUGGGAGGAGGGACGACUUCAUUGGACGAUGCCAGCUAGAUCUUUCCACUCUGGCUAAAGAGCAAACUCAUCACCUUGAGCUGCCGCUGGAGGAGUCCCGGGGCUACGUGGUUCUGCUGGUCACGCUGACGGCCUCUGCUGCUGUCUCCAUCGCCGACCUGUCCGUCACACCGCUGGACGACCCGCAGGAGCGCAGGGAGAUACUCAAACGAUACAGUUUGUUGAAGUCCUUCUCUAACUUCAGAGACGUGGGCAUCGUGCAGGUGAAGGUGAUGAGAGCCGAAGGACUCAUGGCUGCAGACGUAACUGGUAAGAGUGAUCCGUUCUGUGUGUUGGAGCUGAAUAACGACAGACUACAGACACACACUGUUUACAAGAACCUCAAUCCAGAGUGGAACAAAGUCUUCACCUUUAAUGUGAAAGACAUUCACUCGGUGUUGGAGGUGACAGUGUUUGACGAGGACAGGGACAGGAGUGCAGACUUCCUGGGGAAAGUGGCUCUUCCUUUAUUACAUAUCCGUAACGGCGAGCAGAAGAGCUACGUGCUGAAGAAUAAAGAGCUGACCGGUCCAACCAAAGGAGUCAUCUACCUGGAGAUCGAUGUCAUCUACAACACUCUGUUUGUGGUGGUUGUGUGGAACUUCGAGCUCUACAUGCUUCCUCUGGCUCUGCUGCUGCUGCUCGUCUGGAACUACUUCUUCUCCUCGAGCCGGGAAACAGCGGACAUGACCAUGGACGCCAUGUUUGAAUGGGAAGACGAAGAAGAUGAUAAAGAGGACAAGGAGUCCGAGCACAGAGGCUUCAUGGAUAAACUGUACGCCAUCCAGGACGUGUUCAUCAGCGUACAGAACGCUCUGGAUGAGGUGGCGUCACACGGAGAGAGGAUAAAGAACACCGUUAACUGGACAGUGCCUUUUCUAAGCUGGUUGGCGAUCACUGCCUUAUGUUCGGCCACAGUUCUGCUCUACCUCAUUCCUCUUCGAUACCUUGUGCUGGCGUGGGGUGUGAAUAAAUUCACCAAGAAGCUUCGCGAUCCGUACAUGAUCGACAACAACGAGCUUCUUGACUUUCUUUCCAGAGUGCCGUCUGACGUUCAAGUGAUGCAGUACCAUGAGCUGAAGGUCGACCCCGGACAAAGUCCUAGCAAACGCAAGAGGACAAACCCGAGUUAGCUGCCGGCUCUCGCCCACUCUCUCUCCUGUAAACUCUGUAAACUAUGUUAUUUAUAUAUUUCUGCUAUAUUUUCAUUAUUAUGAGAAGUUGUAUCUUGUUGAGUUGUUUCUGUUUUGUUACUGUGGAAAGAUUUAUUUUCUAAAUCUUGUAAAGAAAAGCUUGUUUUUUUAAAAAUCGGUUUUAUUUGUUGAAACCAGACGCAGGACGAUGUAAUGCUGUCCGUUCUGAAUGUACACGCGUGUGCAUGUAUGAAACUGUUGCAUGGAGUCGGUUUGAACUCGAUGUAUCGUCAGUGUCUGAUGUUACUUUAAAGGUAGAGUUGCAUGGUAUUGCUGCCUCUGUUACUCCAUGUAUCACACACACACACACACACACACGCACAGGUAAAUAUUACCUCAUAGGAAACAAUAGAUUUGGUCAGAUCCACACGACACGUGAACAUGGAUUUAGUUUUUUAUUUAAUAUUAUUUUGAGUUUAAACGUACAAUAAGUCAUUUCUCUCACAUCAAAACAAUAACACAAGUUUGGUGAUUUUAUGAAUUUAUGAGAUUAAAAAUCAAACCUAUAAGGUAAAGUUUGACUUUAAACUAUAAUACUAAAAUACAGAAGUAAUUAGUAACUAAUACGGCUUCAUUUUAUGGUCAAAUGUGUCUUAAAACACAAGAAAGUCUUUCUGAAUGAGGCCUCAUCACAUCUCACAAUAGACCUUUUUCACAGCAGCCGUUUUAACAUGAAACAGUAGGUUAAAGUUACCAAUGAUACUAACUAAGGCUCCACUGACUGACACAUUAUUGUUCCAAUUACAGCUAUCUGUAUUUGUCUUAAAGGUGCAGUGUUAUUAUGAUAAAAAGUCAAAACAAUGAGAUAAAGUUUGACUUUAAACAACAAUAUCAAAAUACAAAACCAGUUAUUAAAGACAAGAAGCUACAUUAUUGUCCUUUUAACGUGUUUUUUAUUUUAUUAUGACACAGUAAAAAAAACAUAUAACAAUGUGUUUUAUUUUACUCUUUAUUUUUCUUUUUUUGUUUGUUUUGGCAUUUUAAAUCUUCCAUAAAGAUAAACUUAUAAACUAUAUGAUCCAAGGAGACAAAAUCUUAAUAUUUCAGCCUGAAGUUUAUUUAUUUUUAUUCACUUUCAGUCUCUGAUUUCCUGCGAACGUCGGUGUGAACAAUCAGAGUUAACGUCCGAGGUUUUAUGAUCUCGGUUUUCGGGAUGUGAUUCCCUGCAUGUCCGUGGGCCGUCGUCUGUGUGUGUCGAAGUGUUUCUGCAUGACUGAACAUAAAUUAUAUGCAAAGUGCAUUUUAUGGAUCCUGAAUGUGAAGCUGCGUUCUGUUUACUCUCAUUGAUUUCUGUCAUUUUGCACAUUGUCUGUUUCCUGUUGCAUUAUGGGUGUUUUGCUGCCGUUGACUAACUUCUGCGACUGUAAUGAAGUCGAAUGCAGGACCGACUGUAACGACCGUGUAACGUUUGUCUGAGAAAAUAUA
This is a messenger RNA of Morone saxatilis (striped sea-bass), 3432 nucleotides long. RefSeq names its product multiple C2 domains, transmembrane 1b (gene mctp1b). Gene Ontology annotation, cellular component: synaptic vesicle membrane. The record is from RefSeq and is a predicted model, not a curated record. Gene Ontology annotation, molecular function: calcium ion binding. NCBI's taxonomy places the organism in Eukaryota, Metazoa, Chordata, Actinopteri, Moronidae. Gene Ontology annotation, biological process: regulation of neurotransmitter secretion.